GCCCAAUGUCCCUUAGAACAUGGAGAAAAUUAUGGCAGCUUUCCCUCCCUCCCUACUAUAACUUCUCUCCUCUUCUCCAACUCCUCCUUCUUUCUAAAUUCCAACAUAUUCCAUAACAAAACCUCUCUCCCUCUCCUUCUCCCUCAAAUCUAAAAAAAUUAAAACCCCAAAUCAAAAAAACAGAAGAAAAGUGAAUUCACAACACAAUACUACACACAUGAUCAAGUGAGAGAGAGAGAGAGAGAGAAUGGACAUAGAAGUGGUGAAGUGCGAGUGCUGCGGGCUGAAGGAGGAGUGCACAGAAGAGUAUAUAAAGGAGGUGAAGGGAAAGUUCGAAGGGAAAUGGCUGUGCGGAUUGUGCUCGGAGGCGGUGAGGGAUGAGGUGAGCAGAGGGAAGAAGGAAUCCGCCAUGGAUGAAGCUGUCAGAGCUCACAUGACCUUCUGCCGCAAGUACAAAUCCAACCCCGCCGUCCGCGUCGCCGACGGCAUGCGCCAGAUGCUGCGCCGCCGCUCCGCCGCCCUGCCGCCCACCACGUCGCAGGUCGGAGAUGACUCCACUUUCGGAUAUUACUAGGUAGCAGGAGGCGAUGAUGACUCAUUAGAUUCUCUCAUUUCUUAUUUUCGAAUUUUAGGAAUAAUUUUUUUCUUUUUUUUUUCCUUUGAUCGCUGCCUUGUUUGUACAGCCGAUUCGGUUUUUGGUUUUUAUUUUAACUGGUUAAUUAGUUUCA
Molecule: messenger RNA, 728 nt
Organism: Salvia miltiorrhiza (redroot sage)
Lineage: Eukaryota; Viridiplantae; Streptophyta; Magnoliopsida; Lamiales; Lamiaceae
Exons: 1
Coding region: 248-574 (108 amino acids)
Source: RefSeq, a predicted model, not a curated record